AUGACACAUCUUUUAGGUCGUCAGGACUGUAUCGACAGUCUGCGUAGAGAUCUUAUUGAUUUACAGGGAGCGGUUCUGGAUGUUUUCUCCAAGACUGGACCCGUCCGCUUCCCAUCAUGGAAAUUCCCUGAUAAACUGUCAUGUAAUCUGGAUUUGGUGAACCUUUUACAGGAGUAUGAUUAUGUGGAUGGCGAGGAGGAAUUCAGUCAGCACUCCCACAUAGUUUUGCUAGAGUUAGUGAUUGACAGGCUGAUGCUUCUACUUCAGAGUUUUAAUGUUCAUGCUGAGCUGUUGCUUGAGCAGAGAGCUUUAUCAUCUGGUCAGAAUGGAGCCUCUGUUUCCAUCGGUCCUGUGGUCAAACGCUACUGGAACAACCUGCUUCAGCUCAGUAAUGAGGCAGUACAAGGGCACUCUCUGUCCACUAAGUCCCCAGUCAGUUCAUCCAUGACCAGUGUCCAUAAAUCCACAUCAAGCACCACAGCUACCACUUCCCAUAACAGGAGAGUGUCCACUGCAGGUUCCUGUGUGGCUUUCGUCUCUCCGUCUACCUGCAAUGUGAGCUGCCAGACAGCAGAGUCAGCACUGGUGCCCUGUGAGGCAUGUGCUUGUGUGCAGGCGAGUAUGAAAGAGACAGGUGAUGCUGUUGUGUCUCUGUGCCAGUCUCUAGGCCUGCCUUGCUCCCUCCAGCAUCUCAUUGAAGCAGUGGAGGAAACACUACAGCUGGGACGCUUGUCUGCAUGUGACAUUUCUCAGUGGUCAAGUGAACAGCGCAAGGAUAUGAGUCGAGCGGGGAAACACGUCCUGGAGGUGAGAGAAACCUUGGAGCCACUGAGGAAGAAACUAAAAGAGACCGAGGUUGAGCUAGAGAAGCUGAGAAAACAGCUAACACAGACAGUUCAUAGAGAGAAGGAGGAGAGGAGGAGAAUGGAGGAGGAAUGGGAGCGCAGAAUGCAGGAGCUGAAGGCCACAGGAGAGAAAGCAGUACGAAGACUAAAUGAGGAGCAGAAGGAGAUAAAGAAAGGUGUGACAUUGUUAGAGGACACAAAUACUGACUUGGCAGCAGAGCUGAAGUUGCAGACAGAAGCAAAACAGAGUCUUGAAUCUGAGAGGGCCUUACUACAGGAGGAAGUCCAUCAGUUGUAUUCACUGGAGAUCACUUUAAAAGAGGUGGAGGAGAGGAGGCUAAACCUGGAAAAGGAGCUCAGAAGUACACAGGCACUGCUGGACAAAGAGAAAGCAAAGUUCCACAGUGUGCAACGCCAGUAUGAGGCGCUGCAGGUAAAACAGCAUGCUCUAUGUAAGCAUUUGGAUGUGUUGGUUCAGCAAACUGAGGAUGUACAGAGCAGUCUGGAAGAAUGUGAGGAUGAGAGAGCUGAGCUUACAGAAAAACUUGCAAAUAUCACACAAGAAAGGGACACACUUCAGGAGCAACUCACAAAGCAACAAUCCCAGUGUAGAAAGCUGUGUAUAGAGAAAGAAAGGCAGCAAAAACAAAUGACAGAACUACAGGAGAGUGUAUCUCACCUGAAAGAGAUGUUAGAGCAAGCUGACCAGAGAGAGAGGAUAUUGGUAGCAUUUCCUGAGCUGAACCCUCAUCCACAAGCAACAACUCAAAGUGAGAUAUCAACACACACACACACACACACACACACACACACACACACACACACACACACACACACACACACACACACACACACGUAGUGUUUCCAUGUUUUAUGGGGACUUUCCAUAGACAUAAUGGUUUUUAU
Molecule: messenger RNA, 1751 nt
Organism: Xyrauchen texanus (razorback sucker)
Lineage: Eukaryota; Metazoa; Chordata; Actinopteri; Cypriniformes; Catostomidae
Gene: ccdc157
Product: coiled-coil domain containing 157
Exons: 8
Coding region: 1-1704 (567 amino acids)
Source: RefSeq, a predicted model, not a curated record